Molecule: messenger RNA, 3345 nt
Organism: Bactrocera dorsalis (oriental fruit fly)
Lineage: Eukaryota; Metazoa; Arthropoda; Insecta; Diptera; Tephritidae
Gene: Drat
Product: Zinc-type alcohol dehydrogenase-like protein C1773.06c
Exons: 5
Coding region: 363-1649 (428 amino acids)
Biological process (GO): alcohol metabolic process
Molecular function (GO): alcohol dehydrogenase (NADP+) activity
Source: RefSeq, a predicted model, not a curated record
AAGCGCAAGCAAGUUUCAGUUGUAUGGUAUUACUACGCCUGAAAGCAUCAGCCUAAAUUAGCGCUCUUAAAUUAUAGACUUCAAUAAUUAUUACAAAGUACUCCUUUGUGCGCAACAUUUUGUGUUUUAUUAUCCUGAAAGGACAUUAUAAUAAAAAAACAUACAUACAUACAGAGAAAGAAAGUGAAGUGCCAGUGAAGAGCAAAUUUUAUCUAAUGGACAGCAGAACCACAAGCACACAAACGUUUAUGCAAAAUAAUUACAAAGCAUUUCUUUAGUUAAUUGAAGGGUUGAAUUACGUGUUUACUAGUGGUUAAUUAUUUUUUUAAAUAAAAGUGUAAACUAUAAUAAUUGUAUACAAAAUGCCGGUUGAUAUAUGCAGUCGCCCCACAUUCACGCUGGAGCCAGAGUCCAGCUCUGUAGCCGCAUCGACCGCAGAUACCUCGUCGCUACCACCCAGAGAAAAGCCACGCAGCAUGAACAAACUCUGUCGUCAAGUGUCAAUUGAGUCGCCCGGACCGGUGGUGAAGAAUUGUGUCUUCAACUUUUUCGUACCCAUCGAAGACACACCGCCACAGGGUGCACGCAUCAAGAUUGUUUAUGCCGGUGCGUGCUUCCGUCGUCGCGAUCGUUCCGCUUCAAUUACCAGCAUGUCGUCCGUAUCGUCAGAUUUAAGCGAUUAUUGUCCGACUUUGCCCGCCCAGUCGUCACCUGCACAUCAGAUGCGUGAAAAUCCCGCACAUCAAGGUCUACGUGAGGGUACCAUUUAUGCCGGUUAUGAGGUAGCCGGUGUUAUCGAGUCGCUUGGCUCCGAAAUCACAGAUGCCAACAACUAUGGCCUACGUAUUGGUCAACGUGUUGUCGUUUAUCCAUUCGAUGAGGCACCAGCCGGUUAUGCCGAGUUAAUGGUUGUACCCGAUCUCAAAUAUAUAGUACCGAUUCCAGAUAAUUUACCACUAAGCAUUGCUGCUCUAUUGCCGACUGGUGCUUUGUUGGCCAUGAAUGCCGUCUUCAAGGCAUACGAAGUGGUUACAGAAUUGUCGAAGAAGCGUCCAGCUGAGGAGGCGAAUAAGAAAUUUAAAAUACUUAUUGUCGGCACCGGUGGUUUGGCGUUGUGGGCUGUACGCAUCGCAACACACCACUUUGCCUCGACUGGCGCCAACAAUUAUGUGGACGUGACUGUCGCCAGUCUGCGGGAUGAGGGCUUCCGCUUGGCCACAGAGAUUGAAAAUGUCAGCGUUGUGCAGUGGAAUGAGUGCCUCUAUGAGCCACAACUGAUUGAGCGCACCAAGGAUGUGUGCGGCGGACUGGUGGAUGUUGUCAUCGAUUUCGGUACAACCUCUCGCAGUCUGCAUCGUUCAAUGCACUGCCUGUCUAAGGGCGGCGUUGUGCUGAUGAGUGAGGAUGUGGCUGAGAAAUUGAUGCCCAAAUUUUCACGUUUGUCAAUCGAAUAUCAGCAAGAGAUUAUUCCCAUAUCAAACGGUACAGUGGAACAGCUGCACGAGUUAGUACAGUUAGUUGCUAGCAAAACGAUCGAACCCAUACCACAUUCGGUGUUUCCCUGCGAACAAGCAACAGAGGUCGUGCAGAAACUAUGCACCUCCGAAAUACCCGGUCGUGCCCUAUUGAAAUUUCACGAUAUCGAAUAGAUCACAACUAACGGAAUGUCACGGCUGUAACGGCGACAUCACAAGUAUUUCUUUCACAACUCCACUCCAACCGCAAGGAAUGGUGUAUGGACGCGCGAUCCUACGGUGGCAUAUAUUGAUUGUUUAACACAUAACCAACAGAAAUUAUUUGUAUGUUUAUUCUAGCAGAGGAUAAUAAUAUUUUAGAUUUAAAUCAGAAGAAAAUUCAACAACAACAAAUUUAUAGGAUUCAUGGAUAGGUAAAUAUGUAGCAUUGGUCGUCAGCACAAAAGCCAAUAAGCGCGAGUAACCAGUGUAAUUUAAUGAAAAAAAAAAUUGGUUUACAAAAAAAUUUUAAACCAGAAAUUUUUGUUUAUGAAGCAUACGAAAUUUUUAAACGCUUUUGACGACGACCAAUGCAACAUAUACCCACAUCGUAAUAAUGGUUCAUUAAUACAAAUCACACACACACUUAAGCACCACAUAUAGAGUAGGUACAUACGUUAUAUACCUAAAACAUGAAACAUGGUAUUAUAUAAAAAAUAUGCAUUCAUGCCAAUAUUGAAAACACACUCAUCCGAAAAAAACUAUCGAAAAAGGAUAACUAGCUAGCAGCUACAUAUACACACACAUUUAUGUACUCUCAAAUAUGUUUGCUGAAGUCGUAAAAAUUUAAAUUCUAAUAAAAGUGACUGAAUUCGUAGAUCGCUCAGGGGCCAGCGGCAUGAAUGCAACACUUAUAUAUGCACACAUACAUAUAAUGACAUACAUCUAAGUUUAAUGCAAACACAAGGUCACACAUUAUUGGAAAUGUACACAAACUUCUGAAUAUUUGUUGGCUUGUUGUCGCGAUUAACGAAAAGUAGUUUUUACUUUUUAAUUCACCAAACAUACACACAUACACACACACACAUACAAAUGUAGACGCGCAGUAUAAGAGCUUUUAGUUUUUAAGUUAGUUGCAAUAAAACGCUUUCAUUAGUGUUGAUUUUCUUAUUGCUUUAAGCGCAACAAAUAUUAUUGCAUACAUACAUACAUAUAUAUUUGUCAAUAUGACUUCAUUUAUUGUGAUUAUAAAAUUAAUGCUUAAUUAUUUGUUUUUUAUUACUUUUUUAUUAUUUAUUUCAUUCAUAUACAUAAAAAUGUUAAAAUAUUAUCACUUCUCCCCUCCCCCAACCAUAAUGUAUUAGUAUGUGAAUUGGUAAUUAAUUUUUAGUUGUACUUUCAAUAUUUAAUUAUAAUUACUUGCUUGUGAUUAUUUUAUAAACGUUAUAUUUUUGUAAAUAAUUAAUUAUAUAUACCUAUAUAUUUAUAUACAUAUAUAUACACAAACAUUUGUACAUACGUACGUAUGUUAACGGAUUUAUAAUUUUAGUUUGUAAUUAUUAAAAAAAAUUUUAUUCUCAGUGCAACAUACUACACAAUGAACAAAUACAUAUUAAAAAAGAAAAUAAAAGUAAACAAAUAAAAGAUGUAAUAAAAAUUCAAGUCCUUGUAGCUGUUUCAUAUUAAUUUAUUAUAAACUGUUAAUUCUAUUAUUAAACCGCUAUGUAUGCUGGUACAUAACUAAAAUUUGUACUAUUUCAAAUUAAAUAUUAUUCAAAGUUAUUGAUCAGCUGGCAGAAUUUGUUGUCAUAAGCGGCGGAAAUUUUUUGCAGUGUUGUAUGUACAAGAAUUUAAGGUAAAAUUUAUUAAAUAAAAAACAAUUAAAAUCAAA